AUGAUGUCACCAGUGAAUAGAAAUCAAAAUAUAGCUUCAAUCCCACCAUUGAUGAAUGAAUUAAAUAUAUAUCAGUCCAAGUCUCCUAAUAUAUCUACACCUACGUCACGACCGCAAAUCUAUUCUCAAAAUCAAGCCUCAGUGUCCUUUUCUCCUGCAAUACGACGUCAAUUAAAUGACAGCGGUGAAAAUCAACAGCUACAACAUCGCAAGAAACACAGAUCGAAUGAUGAUGUUCGCACCAGUCACAACUCUAAACAGCUAGUCAUCAACAAUCUAGCGGUACCUCCCCGAGAUAACAACUCAAGAUUAGUAAAUCAACAACAACAUCAACAUCAACAUACAACUAAUAAUCAUUUCCCAUUAGUGCAUUUGAAACGUGCAGUUUCGAAUAAUCUUCCAUAUUUCUAUUUAGGAUUUAAAGAAGACGUGAACUCUGAUAAUCUACCUUCAUCGGCUAAAAUUAUCCAUGAAUUAAACAAAUUCUUUUACAAUAAAUGGAUACCAACAUUCAAGGGUUUUACAAUUUGUUCAUUAAUAGGAAAAAAUCGUUUCAAAAUUAGUACAAAUGAUAAAGCAGAUUAUUCUAAAUUAAUUAACACUGAAUGGCCCGACACAAUUGAUGAUAAAGUGGUUGAAAUAAUUAAACCUAACCAUGUUCCGGACUGUUUCGCUUUUGUCGUACGACAUAUACCAAGUAACAUUCCAAACGAUCAAAUAGUCAAAUACAUAUACCAGGUUUUCAAAUCUGCUGUUCAAUUCACUGAAAUUAGUCGGCACCAAAAUAAUAAUCAAUCAACGAAAGAUUAUCGCUUUACCAUUACGGAUAUUACUGAAUAUUACACGGCUCUUGAAUUGAAACGCAUUGCUAUAGGAAAUCAACUGCUACCCUUGACCCAAUUUAGAACAAGUUAUAAAUUAACAUACUGUACUAAAUGUUGGAAAAUUGGACACAUGAGAUUUGAAUGUAAUGAAGCGACUAAAUGUCGUAUUUGCCUUGACAAAUUUGAAGAAAAUGUCUCACACCAAUGUAAAAGAAUAGCAAAAUGUGCACAAUGUAACGAAGAUCACUGGUCAUUAGAUAAUAAAUGUCAAAUCAUUCGCCAAUAUAAACAGGAUCUUAAACAUGCAGUUGAACAGGCAGUUACAACUGGAAAAUUACAACGAUUUUACCCGCAAGAUAUCAAAAAACCCUUCGUAAACACAGGCGAGGACUUUCCUGUUCUUGUUCAUUCUACACAGGCACAGAUACCAACUCCAUGGAAUAAUCAAAAAAAAGAAAACAGUGAAUUACUAAAUGAACUGCAAAAGAUCAAUGGAUCUAUGAAUGGAUUACGUAACGAUAUUGAAGUACUUGGAAAACAACUAAUAGAAGAAAAUAGUAAAAUAUUAAGUCAAGAUAAGUUAAUCCAUCAACAACAACAAAACAUUGUACUAGUUAUCAAUCAGUUUCAAAUUAUUAUCAAAUCACUAACAGAAGCUAUGCCUGAACUUGAUAAUAAAACAAAAAAAAAGAUAGAGAAACAGAUGAAAACUUUAGCUGACAUCGGAAGUAAAAUUUCACCAAAUGAAAUAUCUACUCAUUCAAAAGAACAAGCCACGUCACAUCGAAUACAAACAGAUACAAUAACAACAUCAGCAACAACAACAACCGAAAAUGGGGGAGGUAAUGGUAAUGAAAAGUCAAAUAUGUCAAUUGAGACAAGUGACGAUGUCUAA
Messenger RNA from Rotaria socialis, 1719 nucleotides. Lineage: Eukaryota; Metazoa; Rotifera; Eurotatoria; Philodinida; Philodinidae. The record is from the annotation of a GenBank genome assembly.